Molecule: messenger RNA, 879 nt
Organism: Thermochaetoides thermophila DSM 1495
Lineage: Eukaryota; Fungi; Ascomycota; Sordariomycetes; Sordariales; Chaetomiaceae
Exons: 2
Coding region: 1-879 (292 amino acids)
Source: RefSeq, a predicted model, not a curated record
AUGAAGGAUUUAACGCUGCUGAGACGGAGCCGUUCUGCUCCCCCAUCUGGCACCAAUCUGAGCAACACUCAUCUGACCCAUCUUGGGAUGCCCCCCGGGACAAGCUCGGUCGAUCACAGGACGUGCUCUCGGGAGCCUUCCCCAGAGCCCUUACCGGACCGAAAGCACUGGGGCAAAAUCUCCAAAGAUUUGCCGUUGGCGCUCUGGUUGAAGACCAACGACAAUGUCCUCUCCUCCAGAAACAGCGUUGCCGCCGCGGCUGCCAUUCCCCGCUCGUUCUCCUUGCCCGCGCUGCCGGGCCCCGAACAGAUGGACCUUACCUCCGACGGAAGAUCCACGGGUGAGCCCCAAGUCGAGGGUGAGUACAUUUUCACCCCAAUGGACGUCGUCUUCCCGGUCCUGCCCCACGCUCCGUGCCCACCAUCUGUGCCCACUCCCGGCGCAAACAGUUUUCUCGGCAGCGGGGCGGGUACCCCCGCUCCUGUCGCCGGCCCGAGCUCGGCCUGUUUCGGGACCCCGCCGUCCAUCCAAAAACGGCCCCGAAAGAAUUCCUAUUCUGCACCUUGCCCUGCCCCCAUCUCUGGUCUGUUUGGUUCUGUCCCACUUGGCUUUUCGCCCGCGCCCUGGCAGCACAAGCCGCCGGCACUGCAGGACCUGCCCAUCCCUCCUGGGGGACUGUCAAAUCGGGCGAGUAGCGACUCGGGGGGAAUGAUGGAAGUUGAAAUGGAGUUGGAUAGGCAGGGUGUUGCGAGGGUUAUUGCGGAGGUAGGGAGAAGAUUGGGGAGGAUACAGUUGGCGUCGAGGGGAGGAGAUGGGGAGGGAGAUAUUGAGAUGGAAGGGAUGGAGGAGGGCGAGGAGGGGGAUCUGAUUGAGGAGUAG